CAUGAUCUUUCGCCACCACUUAGGUGGCGAUGUUUCAUCUUGAUAUCUAACCAGACUUUAAGGCAAAGCAAUACCAAUCAUACUUUUUUCUGUUGCUUGAAAUCUCUGACUAACAGAUCAAGGCGUGGCCACACACUUACCCAAUUGACCGUUCAUCAAUAGAUGUGGGGAGGGUAUUGGUCACCUUUACAAACCAUGUACGGAUACCACGGAGCAAUGAUGAGUCCCUACUAUGCGGGUGGGCUGGGAAUCCCAUACAUGAUGGGUAUGGGAGGUCUAGGCUACGGUCUUGGGGCGAGUAUGUACGGAAUGGGUAUGGGCAUGCCUUACCCCUAUGGUAUGACCGCUACCAAUCCUUAUGCGUAUACGGGAAUGUACGGUAUUGGAUAUUAAACCCCACUCCUUGAAUCAGCAACAGUGAAUCAUCACGUGUAAGGAAGGCAGUUCCGAAGCUCGAAGCGGCAUAAUGCGAUGCUAGCAUUGUAUAAUAACAAAAUCUUUGUUGUAUGAUAUG
Messenger RNA from Cryptococcus deneoformans JEC21, 514 nucleotides. RefSeq lists its product as hypothetical. The coding region runs from base 163 to 393 and encodes 76 amino acids. The record is from RefSeq and is a predicted model, not a curated record. The transcript is spliced from 4 exons. Lineage: Eukaryota; Fungi; Basidiomycota; Tremellomycetes; Tremellales; Cryptococcaceae.